This is a messenger RNA of Glarea lozoyensis ATCC 20868, 1695 nucleotides long. Its product is annotated as S-adenosyl-L-methionine-dependent methyltransferase. The transcript has a single exon. The record is from RefSeq and is a predicted model, not a curated record. NCBI's taxonomy places the organism in Eukaryota, Fungi, Ascomycota, Leotiomycetes, Helotiales, Helotiaceae. The coding region runs from base 1 to 1695 and encodes 564 amino acids.
AUGGCAGAGGCCGCCUUCUUUGCCAGUUACGUCUGUGUAAAUUCCAACAACUCAAAAAACCCCUCUUCUUCCACCCACAACCAGAGAACAGUAAAUGGACCUUCCAAGACACCGUCUGUGAAGCACAAAGUGUUGGUCAAGAAGUCACACCGGACCUCGAAGUCGAUUUCUUCAAAACACGCCAUCUACACCGACCUCCAGUCCUCGGCAUCGAGUCUCAGUUCCAACAUCACCACCUCGCUCACCACCACCACCAGCUCCCAAUCCACCGAGAAAGAGCUACACGAUCGCAUGUUUCUCCCAUCAUCCACCACGCCCCUACCCGAUUACAAGCACGCUGCCAACCAAUCCUCGAAAACCCGCGCUCAAGCACAAGCUCGUGCCCAGGCCAACCGCACCUCGUCCUCCACCGGCAGCUCGCGAAGCAAACAUGCCAACUCGAUAGCAGAAUCGCAUGCUGCGGCGGCAGCCAGGGGCGAUGCGGCCGGCCGGUCGAGCAGCAUCUCCAGCAAUACGGCAUCAAGUGGGCUGACGCAAGUCACCUCGAGCGAAGCCCCUCCCCCAGAUGUGCAACUCACAAACCCAUUUGCCCGAAAAAAUGGCAGACGGUACCUACGAGACACGACAUUACCAUAUCCGCUUCCCUGCGACCUGACCGAGAUACAUAGACAGACGCUGAGGACGAUGUUGUUAUGUCAAGUGUUCAAUGGGCCGAUCUGCUCGCCUGCAUUCGACAGCAAGCCACCGAAACGCGUCUUGGAGGUUGGUUGUGGAACGGGAUUUUGGAGCGUCAUGUGUCACAGGCAUUUUUCCCAGCGGGGGUUCUCAUCGAUAGCGUUUACGGGCAUUGAUAUUGCACCGCUGGCACCGAGAAUGGAAUCGGAUGACGAUAUGAAUUGGCGGUUUAUACAGCACGAUCUACGUCGGACACCAUUGCCACUACGCGAUGAUGAAUUCAACUUGAUCAUGAUCAAGGACAUGAGUUUGAUUAUGCCUACAGGGGCAAUGCUACAGGCGCUGAUGGACGAAUAUUUACGGGUCUUGAAGCCAGGCGGAACAUUGGAAAUAUGGGACGGUGAUCAUGCAUUACGAAUGUUACUACCACAUACUCCGCCAUCAACGAAGGAAUCACCAGACGACAGCGAGGACGAAGAACAACUCCAUACGAAUGCGAUGGGGACAUAUACGUUGACACCACAAACACCUUUGGCCACAGCCCAAAACCAAUACCUAGCGGAUUAUAAUACAUGGAUGACGAAGUCUCUAGAACUGAGAAAAUUAACACCCAUGCCCUGCACCACCAUGCGAGCCAUGCUCCUCCAAGAAUCAGAAGAUCUCGUCGAGAUAGAUCAGAGGCGACUCGCGAUUCCUUUAGGCGAAGUACGAUGGGAGAGGGAAGGAGUCGGUGGUACCGUCACCCAAGGAGCCAACGCAAAGGGCAAAUCCAAAGAAUCGGAUCGAAAAAUCCUGACGGCGGGUCAAGCAGCUUUACGGAGGACAGCGCUCCUAACAGUAGUCCAGAUGAUCGAAAGUCUCGAGCCCAUGCUGAAAGAGGCGAGCGGAAAGGGCCAGGACGAGUGGGAUCGCUGGCAGGGGAACAUGAUGAAUGAUCUGCUCAAGAACAACGGCACGUCUUGGGGUGAGUGUCUCGAGGUUGGAGCGUGGUGGGCACGGAAGAAAAAACCGUCCGCUUGA